Messenger RNA from Oncorhynchus masou masou (cherry salmon), 10330 nucleotides. Its product is annotated as band 4.1-like protein 1. NCBI's taxonomy places the organism in Eukaryota, Metazoa, Chordata, Actinopteri, Salmoniformes, Salmonidae. Gene Ontology annotation, cellular component: cytoskeleton; plasma membrane. Gene Ontology annotation, biological process: cortical actin cytoskeleton organization. The transcript is spliced from 25 exons. The record is from RefSeq and is a predicted model, not a curated record. The coding region runs from base 126 to 3470 and encodes 1114 amino acids. Gene Ontology annotation, molecular function: actin binding; structural molecule activity.
AGAAGCUGAGGGGCGGUGGCGGCGUCGGUGUAACGUUGCUUCACUGGCCUGUAACCUCAAUGGUCCACAUCUAGACUGAAGACUUGACAGUUGGACCCGACAGGACAGGAUUGCAUUCCAUUACCAUGACCACAGAAAAGGGAUUGCCCAUGGAGAUGAAGAGUACCAUGGAGGGUGAUGUCAGGAGGACCAAUCAGGAUCAUGACAGUAAGACAUCAGAUGACCAUCAUGGGGACAUGGAUGACAGCUCAGAGAAGACCCCCAGCAAAGCAUCAAAAUCCCCCCAGAAAUCUUCCAAACGCCCCAAAACCGUUCCUGUCAAAAUCUCCCUACUUGACGGCUCAGAGUAUGAAACUGGAGUAGAGAAAUUUGCCAGGGGGCAGUCCGUGCUGGACAUGGUGUGUGGCCAUCUGAACCUGCUGGAGAGGGACUACUUUGGCCUGACGUUCUAUGACACAGACAACACCAAGAAUUGGCUGGACCCGUCAAAGGAGAUCAAGAAGCAAAUCCGAAUUGGCUCAUGGCAUUUCGGCUUUGCUGUCAAGUUUUAUCCCCCUGACCCAUCUCAGCUCACUGAAGACAUCACCAGGUACUACCUGUGUCUACAGCUGAGGGACGACAUGCUGUCCUGGCGUCUGCCCUGCUCCUUCGGGACCUACGCCCUGCUAGGUUCUUACACGGUGCAGGCGGAGCUGGGUGAUUAUGAGCCAGAGGAACACGGGCCCGACUACAUCAGUGACUUCCGUUUCGCCCCCAACCAGACGAGGGAGCUAGAGGAGAGGGUGAUGGAGCUUCACCGCAACUACAGGGGAAUGAGUCCAGCGGAGGCAGAGGUGAACUUUCUAGAAAAUGCCAAGAAGCUUUCCAUGUAUGGUGUAGACCUGCAUCACGCCAAGGAUUCAGAGGGCAUUGACAUCAUGCUUGGCGUCAGUGCCAAUGGAUUACUCAUCUACCGUGACCGUCUGAGGAUCAACCGCUUCGCCUGGCCGAAGAUCCUCAAAAUCUCCUAUAAGAGGAGCAACUUCUACAUCAAAAUACGCCCCGGGGAGGUAGACAGACCAUAUUAUUAUGAACAGUUUGAGAGCACCAUCGGCUUCAAGCUGCCCAACCACCGGGCUUCCAAACGCCUGUGGAAGGUCUGCAUUGAACACCACACCUUCUUCAGGUUGGUGUCUCCAGAGCCCCCUCCCAAGGGCUUCCUGGUGAUUGGCUCCAAAUUCCGCUACAGUGGGCGGACCCAGGCCCAGUCGCGUCAGGCCAGUGUGCUGAUCGACCGGCCAGCUCCACAGUUUGACCGUUCGGUUAGCAAGAGGUACCUGCUGCCCCGCAGUGUGGACGGAGCCUCAGCCCUGGGAGACAGCAUGGACCAGCUGUCCCAGCGCAGCUCCAGUGAUCACACCCAGUUCCUGUCCAGAGAAGACCUGGAACAAGAGGGCAGUCUGGACCUAGACCAGGAUCAGGAUUACCAGGAACAAGACCAGGAGUACCAGGAUCAGGACGAGGAGACAGAUGGUUUUGCCACGUCCGCCAAGACCAUGGAGCUGAAGGGUGAGGAGGCAGGCUCGCCAGUAGACUCAAAGCUUGAGUCGGACCAGGAUCUGGCCACCCCACGCCCCCAACAGGAGCAGUUCCUGGACAAGCCCGAGGAUGUCCUGCAGAAGCACCAGGCCAGCAUCAACGAACUAAAGAGAGCUCUCAGGGAGCCCAACAGCAAGCUGUCACAGAGGGAGAAACGCUUGUCCACAGCCACGCCGCCUGGAGGCACCCCAGAGAGGAAACAGGCCUCUGUGGAUUCCAUAUUGAGUGAAAAGCAAGAUGGUGCGUGCAGAAGCUCAAAAGAAGAACAGAAUCAGUCCUCUCCCUAUACACUGCACUUAGCUUUUGAUCCCAAGGACACAACUCCCCCUUCAACCCUUCCUCUGAAAACACAGUGGUCCAGGGAGACAAGAGUUCGCAACAGGCAGAAUGUCACCAACGACUCUAGCAACGGCCAUUACAGGAACUCUAGCCAGGAAGCAACCAAGAGGAAACAAGUGGAGACCCCUCCUACACCUGCCAUUCAUGAGGAGCCUUUUGACGAAGCCAUGAGGGAGCCGUGGGAGCGGCGGUUGGGCUCAGUGUCAGAGGACGACCAAGACCACGAGACCCUGUACCUGAAGGAAACCCACCUGGGCAUUGAGCGCAAGUGCUCCAGCAUCACGGUCAGCUCUACGUCCAGCCUGGAGGCCGAGGUGGACUUCACUGUCCUCAUGGACCUCCAUACGGGCAUGGAGGAGUUCUCCAGGGGCAUGAUGGAGCUGGGCGAGAGGCCCAUGUCACCUGACGUGGGCCUCAGCCUGGGUAUCGACCUGCAGGGAACCCCGCCACCUCUCGUCUUGGCUCCUCUCACCGGGGCAAGCAGCAGCCCUCCUACCAAGCAGCUACACACCGAAGAGGUCCGACAUCAUGAGCCUGUUGUGCCCAGAAAACCAAAGAGGUCGGUUCCCAUCGACAGAGACCAGUCACAGAAAGAGACCACUUACUCAUCCCCCAUGACGGCGCUGAGCAGAGAGGCUAGUGACGUCGUCGCCUCCCAUGCACUAAGGAAGACUGAGGUCAAGAUCGACAGAGACCAGACAGUCAGAGAGACCACUUACGUGUCCCCCAUGACAGCGCUGAGCAGAGAGGCUAGUGACGUCGUCGCCUCCCAUGCACUAAGGAAGACUGAGGUCAAGAUCGACAGAGACCAGUCACAAAAAGAGACCACUUACGUGUCCCCCAUGACAGCGCUGAGCAGGGAGGCUAGUGAUGUUGUCGCCUCCCAUGCACUGAGGAAGACUGAGGUCAAGGUCGACAGAGACCAGACAGUGAGAGAGACCACUUACGUGUCCCCCAUGACAGCACUGAGCAGAGAGGCUAGUGACGUCGUCGCCUCCCAUGCACUGAGGAAGACUGAGGUCAAGGUCGACAGAGACCAGACAGUCAGGGAGACCACUUACGUGUCCCCCAUGACAGCUCUGAGCAGAGAGGCUAGUUGCGUUGUUGCCAGCCACGCAUUGAGGAAGACCGAUGUCAAGGUCGAGACACAGCCCAAUGGGUCAGAGGUCACUACAACCAUCGUGGAGUUUACAGAUCAGGAUCAUGGUGUGACUGUAAGAAGUAUAGGCGAGACUUCUUAUUCAACAACAGAAGGUGUUUCCCCUGUGCACAUGUGUACGUUGGGAAGAGAGGCCUCUGGAUCUCCAAUACUUGUUACUGAGAAUGUUACCUCUGCAACCACGCAUGUCACCAAGACGGUGAAAGGGGGCUAUUCAGAGACCAGAAUUGAGAAGAGGAUCAUAAUCACGGGAGAUGAUGAUGUUGACCAGGAGCAGGCCCUCGCUAUUGCGAUACAGGAAGCCAAGCAACAGCAUCCGGACAUGUUGGUCACCAAAGCAGUAGUUGUCAAGGAAACAGAAUCGUCCACUGAGGAUCCACAUGGGACAUCUUAGUCCUGAUUCCUGGGACAUGAGCGCCCCCUCAGGAGCAGACCUGUUGGUGCCUGAGCUACCUGAGACAACCACACUGCUGUACCACCCUGACCACUGCUAGUGGGGCUCCGACACACACAGCCACACAUGUUUCAAUCCCUCACCCUUACUACUCUUGCCCAUUGGGCCAACCCAUAUACUUCCCUGUUGUCUACCAUAGUAACAGGGCUCCUUUAAAUCCAACCAUUUAUUUAUGAACCUUUGCUCUGGCGGUGAUAUGGUGAAAUAUAGCCUCUUAGAAUCUAAGAGUGAAAUACUUACAUACUCGUCUCUCGCAUGUUGGCUCAGCAUUCCCGAACAGUCACAUUACAAGUCAAAAUGUUGAAACCACUUCAACUUACUUUACCUGUUGUCCAAUUAUUAUUUUUACUAUGUUGGAGGUAAUCUGAAACAACAUAUCCAUAGGGGAACGUUAUCAACCCGACCUUCAGUACGCUGGUCUGUAUAUUUCCGGUUUGUAUUUUCAAUACUGACUCAAUUUGCACGAGACAAACACUUAAACAAUUAGUCUGAACCUAACCACAGACCGAACGGCAAACACUUCAGCUGAUUACGAGGAAAUGUGCUUUGGUUGACAACGUUUGGUUACAUUCGGCUAUUGUUUACAUAUUGUGCAUCACGUGAAAUGCAUCACAUGAUUGAAAAUACUCACAGGAAUUACAAGCCGACAUAGCCAUAUACCUACCGGCGCCCCAGAAAGUUGGGCUAAUAGUACUUUCCUGUGGCCAUUUUAUCUCCACUUCCAACCGCCAAAAAGACACCCGGUAAAGUAUGUUUAAAUAUACUUUUAUUCAACAUUCUGUCUGGUAGAGAUUGCGUCUUUUUUACAGCGACUUAUUUCAGACUGAUAGCCAUGGAGUAACCAUGGUAACAGCCUGAUAUUUAGACAAGGUGAAAUACAGACAUGGAUGGCUAGAUAUGGAAAUGUCAUAAAUGAUGGCAGUCUUGGUACUAAGAAAUAACAGGUUGAAUGACAAAAUAAUGCCAAAAUUCCUUGUUUCACUGCUGGAAAGUUUCAGUCUACACCUUGUCUGCACCUGGUCUCAACACUCAAGCCAAACAACUGGGUUUUGACUAGAUAGGUUAGGAUAAUUCAUGUAGCAGGUUAGGAGAAUUAGGCUAAGGUUAGGUUAAGGGUUAGGGUUAGCUAAAAUGCACAUAAUAAAACUUGCCCCCAGGCUCGAAUUUUUGGAACAUAGAGCCUGGCAACAGUGUGGGUCUGUGAAGGGGUGUAGAUUUACUGAGUGACAUGAUAAUCCAUUCAAAUUCUGAGCAAAUCACACGACUAUGAGAUGUGGUUCCAAAUCGAGGGGGAAAAGUAUUUGUUAUGGUGCACCAUGGAAAUAACUCCCCAUAACCCAGGUAGUAGGAACAUAUCGACGUUCAUGCUAACAGCUAGCCAUAGCUUUGUUACACACAAACAAUACUGGCCCCCAAAUGCAGCACACUUACGGGGAGGUUCUAAGGGUUGCACUAAAUGGUGAUGGACUGAGAGAUCAGCCAAUUAAAACCAGUGGUUGUUUCUCCGCUCCUGCCAUAGGCUUCCAGUCAAGUCCUUUUCUGAGGUGCUUGGAAACCAGACGGUUCGACAGAGAGAGAGCCAGCUGGUGGGCGAGAUUAAUUUGAUAUAAGCUGUAUCCUAUCUAGACCACCAAACUGUUCUCAGUUUGCCUCUGCAUAGUAUCCUCUAAGGAAAUUAAAUGGGAAGGUUUUUGCCUGAAUGUCAAGUGGAUCCAAAUCUUAGGAGCUGUUGUCUCUUUGAUGUGCUCAUCCCAUCAUAUCACUUUAGAGUCUCACUGCCGUCACAACCCACACCAAUGCCACACUUGAAGUGCAGGACAUUUUUAUUACAGGGGUACUUAGUAUGAGAUAAUCUGGCAGACUAUAGGACUACAAUGUGGUCCAAAGUCCUACUAAGUAAAUUCCACCCACCAUUCUAGACCUCAGAUCCAACUCUAAUGCCUGAGGCCUAGAUUAAAUCUGGACAGCAGAAAAUCGACGCUAAAGCACAAUUGAAAUUUAAAGGCAAUGUUCCCGGAUUCGCUGAGACUACAUUAUCUGUAAACGCUGCAAACAGUAUGUCGGCUCAAUUGUAAAUUACCUUUAUAUUUUAAUUGCGCUAUAAUGCGGAUCUUGAUUAAAUCUAGAGUGUGCUUACAUAUCUACGUAGUUUGUCAUGAGAAAAAAAACAUACAUGUAUCCAUUAGUUGUAGGUCCAGUACUGUUGACGUGCAUGCAGUAAAGCAGGUUUUCAUGAACAGGAAAACCUUCCCUUAGUUUUAUAUACUCGCUAAACCAGCAAAGUCCAUAACUGUGCUUUGGCCCAUUUCUGUAACGGUGAGAAUGGUUAUGGGAAUGCCAGAGGAUACACAGGUUGCAGGAGAUUUGAGAACAGUAGGCUACUCUGCACCAGCGAGGUCCGUAAAUCGCGGCGCUGGUUUGGUGGCACUAACUCGAUGAUGCCAAAUGUGCCAGAGUAGAAAAAGGGGCACCACAGCUAACACAGAAAGGUCAAAGUUGAACUUUUCUUCCUGCAAUGGCGCAUCCUCACCAUCAUACAACAGAGGAGAAGAGCUGUCGAAACUCUCUCGGAUAAAUAGGCUUUCAAGAUAUCUUGCUUUUUCUUUAACCCACAAGUCGGGCAUUUGGCUGACAUCUUGGCAGACCCUACCUUGAACUCUUGCAAAUGGGCAUUUUUGUUUUAAGAACACAAUUGACGUUACUGUAUUAUGAUGAUGGUUUACUUGUUAUUGAAGUUGAUCUGUGUAGACAUUUGGAUGUAUAUGAAUGGAGUGCUUAUGAACCUCUGAUCAAUAGAAUGUGCCUGUUGGGUAUUUAUAAAAAUUGUGAAAGUAUAAAUUCUGAGCAUGUUGCUGUUCUAAAAUGAUCCAAGGUCAGGUCCCCUUCCAACCGUUAGAGAUACGGUCACUUUCUGCUGUUAUACUGUGGCUAUCUACAGUAGGAAAUAUUAAGAGAUUCACAUUAGAACCUUAUUAAGUAUGCCAAAUGAGCUACCUUUUAAAUGAAACAAGUAUUUUAGAUAAUGUUUGCAUGAUAAAGACAUUCAUUAUGAAAUUAAAUUAAACCACUAGAAUACCUACUGUAUAGAUACAAUGUUAUAGUAUUAUGCAAAGUAGAAGAGACCUUAAGGCAGUAUGAAAUAUCACAGUAGCUAGCUACAGUUGAAGUCGGAAGUUUACAUAAUGACACUUAGGAGUCAUUAAAACUUGUUUUUCAACCACUCAACAAAUGUAUUGUUAACAAACUAUAGAUUUGGCAAGUCAGUUAGGACAUCUACUUUGUGCAUGACACAAGUAAUUUUUCCAACAAUUGUUUACUGACAGAUUAUUUCACUGUAUCACAAUUUCAGUGGGUCAGAAGAUUACAUACACUAUGUUGACUGUGCCUUUAAACAGCUUGAAAAAUUCCAGAAAAUUGUCAUGGCUUUAGAAGCUUCUGAUAAGUUAAUUGACAUAAUUUGAGUCAAUUGGAGGUGUACCUGUGGAUGUAUUUCAAGGCCAACCAUCAAACUCAGUGCCUCUUUGCAAGACAUCAUGGGGAAAUCAAAAUAAAACAGCCACGACCUCAAAAAAGAAAUUGUAGACCUCCACAAGUCUGGUUCAUCCUUGGGAGCAAUUUCCAAACGCCUGAAGGUACCACGUUCAUCUGUACAAACAAUAGUUCGCAAGUAUAAACACCAUGGGACCACGCAGCCGUCAUAACGCUCAGGAAGGAGACGCGUUCUGUCUCCUAGAGAUGAACGUACUUUGGUGUGACAAGUGCAAAUCAACAGCAAAGGACCUUGUGAAGAUGCUGGAGGAAACAGGUACAAAAGUAUCUAUAUCCACAGUAAAACAAGUCCUAUAUCGACAAAACCUGAAAGGCUGCUCAGCAAGGAAGAAACCACUGCACCAAACCCGCCAUAAAAAAGCCAGACUACGGUUUGCAACUGCACAUGGGGACAAAGAUCGUACUUUUUGAGAAGUGUCCUCUGGUCUGAUGAAACAAAAAUAUAACUGUUUGGCUAUAAUGACCAUCGUUCUGUUUGGAGGAAAAAGGGGGGUGGCUGGCAAGAUGAAGAACACUGUCCCAACCGUGAAGCACGGGGGUGGCAGCACUUCACAAAAUGGUGCACUUCACAAAAUUGAUGGCAACAUGAGGAAGGACAAUUAUGUGGAUACAUUGAAGCAACAUCUCAAGACAUCAGUCAGGAAGUUAAAGCUUGGACUUUCCAAAUGGACAAUGACCCCAAGCAUACUUCCAAAGUUGUGGCAAAAUGGUUUAAGGACAAUAAAGUCAAGGUAUUGGAGUGGCCAUCACAAAGCCCUGACCUCUAUCCCAUAAAAAGAUUGUGGGCAGAACUGAAAAAGCAUGUGCGAGCAAGGAGGCCUACAAACCUGACUCAGUUACACCAGCUCUGUCAGGAGGAAUUGGCCAAAAUUCACCCAACUUAUUUUGGGAAGUUUGUGGAAGGCUACCUGACACCUUUGAUCCAAGUUAAACAAUUUAAAGGCAAUGCUGCCAAAUACUAAUUGAGUGUAUGUAAACUUCUGACCCUCUGGGAAUGUGAUGAAAGAAAUAAACGCUGAAAUAGUGAUUUAUGCUAUUAUUCUGACAUUUCACAUUCUUAAAAUAAAGUGGUGGUCCUAACUGACCUAAGACAGGCAUUUUUACUAGGAUUAAAUGUCAGGAAUUGUGAAAAACUGAGUUAAAAUGUAUUUGGCUAAGGUGUAUGUAAACUUCUGACUUCAACUGUACAUCAGUAAAUGUCCAACAUAGGUUAUGGAUGGGAUUCAAUCCGAGGCACGUUUUAGAGCGAUGUUGACAAUGUACCCAUUAAAACUAAAAUUCUUAAUGGUGAAACUGCCACAACAAAUAAGUUACUGCAAACAACAGACACUGUUUUUUCCCAUGACGUCAUUGCACACACGAUAGAACAGUGGCAAACUAUAUGUACUGCAUUUGUUUUUCUUGAUUCAUGACGCUCCCCCAGUGCUCCCCACCUCUGCUUCGUCGACAAAACAAAAACAAUAACAACAGCCGUGGAGCAGACAGUGGCGCCUUUUCCCCUAUUGUGUAUUCGAUCUUUAAAGGCAAUGUUCCCGAGGAGACUGUAGCUGCUGAAAAUGUCUGCUCAAUUGGAAAUUACCUUGAAAUGUCAUGAGUUCCACAAUGCGCCUCAGAUUGAAUCCCGGCCUAGAUGUCAGUGAAAUGUAAAAGUCUGCAUUAUGUCUGUUCUAACUGUAGACUCCAUCUAGAGGAAAUGAAACUCUGUAACAGGAAAAAGGAAAUGGAAGGUAUUAUUAGCAUAGUGUUUUCAAUUCAGAAUGGGGGGAAAAAGAUAACUCAACAAAUUCAGUCAUGAUAACAGAGGGUUUGCCAAUCCCGAGGUCCCACAACAUGUUCACAUUUGGUUGACUCCAUUAAAUAAUAAGAGUGCUGUAAAGUGCUAUCACUGCACUUGAAGGGGCAUACAUAAGAUUCUCCAUCCAUCUACAUACACAUUUAACAACAACUAUCAUGACAUUAGUAAUUGCUAAUGAUUUUUAUCCUGGUGGCGUUUAUGCCAUUUUCAGGGAUGACUUACUGUGUGUUACAUGGAUUCAAGUUUUAUAUGGACAUUUACCAGGCCUCUUGCAGUGGCUAUAUGGCAUUAUAAAUAGAAGCCCUUAUUUAUCCUCCUUCGAGCAAAGUGUUCCAGUGAUACCUGGUAUCUCAAUCCCUCAUUUGCUUUUAGUGUGUUUUGGUCUGGUUAUAUUUUGAGUGUGUGAGGGAUACCAUGGCCUAUGUUUCCUACUGUAUGAAAAGUGCUGUGAUAAUGUUUGGUAGUAGUGACACUUCUGUAUUUGUAUGAAGGAACUACUUCCAACAGUUUUGUAAUCGAGGAUAUACUUUAGAUGAACUAUGUGCCAGAAAGCCAACAAAAAUGUCACAAACGUGAUAUGGUAAGACUAAUGUAUAUAUCCUGUCAGAGUAUUACUUGUCAGGUACCCUCUUACAACCCUCUAAGCUACUCCGAGUUAAUGCAUUUAGACGAAAAAUCAUAGGUUGAGCUGAAGGUGCCAUGUUAGGAUUAUGACAAGUUAAAGUUGGCUUUGGGACACAUAACUCAACUGUUACCAGGUGUGUGGUGUGUAACUGUUGAAUUAGACAGCCGAGUUUUUGCAUAUAUGUUUGAUAUCUUUUACAAAUCAGUGGCAAAAUCAAUGUGGGGGUUAGGAGUGGCGAAACCAAUGUGGGGGUUAGGAGUAGCGAAACCAAUGUGGGGGUUAGGAGUGGCGAAACCAAUGUGGGGGUUAGGAGUGGCGAAACCAAUGUCAACAGCCAUGCAUUCCUUUGUACAGUAUUCUGAGGAUUAAAUUGGUUUCAGAUAAGUGGCAAUGUUACUACUGCACACUAGAGAGUUUCAAUGAGCUCUAGAUAGCUUGCCGGGCAGUCUGCAUUGGGUGCAUCUAGCAUCAGUUUACCCUACCCAAGUCCUAACCUUAAUCAUGACCUUAGAUCAGUAUCUAAGGGCAACUUCAUCCUACAUGUUGAAGUAACCUGGCAACUUGGACAAGUAAUCAAACCAGCCAUGAUUAAUCAGAGGCGUUGGCGAGUCCAUCGCCCUGUGCCGAGUCCAUCGCCCUGUGCCGAACCCUGAUUGGAUGACUUCUGGCUGACCUCGGAACCCUCCCAGACCCCUCAGCUCACCAAUAUCUGUAUAGCCCUCCUCUACUCAAUUCACAUCAUGUUUGCUCUGUGCUGCUCCCCAUUGCUUGGUGCUGUGUCUUUGCUGUACAGUGAACUUGCAUUCCAUACAUUAAUAAACUAAAUGAAAA